Molecule: messenger RNA, 1260 nt
Organism: Cyprinus carpio (common carp)
Lineage: Eukaryota; Metazoa; Chordata; Actinopteri; Cypriniformes; Cyprinidae
Biological process (GO): neutrophil differentiation; immune response; macrophage differentiation
Cellular component (GO): extracellular region
Molecular function (GO): cytokine activity
Source: RefSeq, a predicted model, not a curated record
UUCCCGGGAGAUUUCUCCUUCAGACCCGUCAGAUCCGGACCCGAGGGAUAUUAAACAUCUAUGACCAUACCAUUAAAUUCGCCCGGAAAAUAAGGGGCAUUUUGCUGCGGAGCACUUGCUUUGAUUCACACAAGAGCAGAACUAAGUUCAAGAAACGUGAAAUAAUUUCCACUUUUUGGGGCGUUUUCACUCCCCCCCCCCCCAAAGAACAGGAGACACAGGAGUGUGUUUUUCUCCUUGCACCUUUCCUCACUGGUUUUUCGCAACGCAGCGUACACGUAAUAGAUUAUAAUGUAGUCGCAAUAACGAGACAGCUCAUCAAAGUUUCCUCAGUUGGACAAUCUCAAUGGGUUUAAAUAGGCUACUAGAAUGCAGUAAAAUAUUCGAUACACUCACAACCACAAUGAAGUUUUGUCUCAUUCUUGCAGUGUUGCGCUGCUGUCUGACGCUGGUGGACGCCGCGCCGCUCCAGAAGCAGGAGAUGACGCGCGCUGUGGAGCGCGCCACGAGUUUAGCCAAGAAGAUCCUGAGCGACGUUCCCGCGGCGCACCAGGCGUGCGUCAACACCGCGGGUUUGGCUCUCUCCAGCGAAGCAGGACACUUGGAGUAUUUCUUAAGUGACCUUGGCAUCCCCGCGCCGCCGGUGCUCAAGUCAGAGGACCUCAGCAUGGACGUGAGUUUAAGCCGUAUUGUGGCCGGUCUGGACCUACACCGUGACCUCCUGCAGGACAUCCGAGAGCGCUCGAGCUCCACAGAAGAACUGAGCCUCCUGCUCGCUGAUAUCACAGACCUGUCUGCUCAGGUCCACCAGAUGCAGCAGCUGGCCCAGAUUCCCAGCACAGUGUCCCAGAAGGCAGCGUUCCCAGCGCUCUCUCCACGGCUCAGCGGUGAUUAUCAAGUCCAAGUGGCCAUCCAUCUUUCUCUUCAGCAGCUGCGCAGCUUCACACAGGACGUCUUCCGCAGUCUGCGCCACAUUGCUGCAUCAAACUAGCUGACUUUUCUGUGUGGAGUGUAUUUUUGUAAGGCUCACUGGUUGUAAAACAUUUGAAUGGGUUAUCCUUGCUAAGUUUGAGCUGAACUUUGGAAUAACUGUUGUUUUAAAUGGAUGUUUUUAUGGUAAUUAUUUAAAGUAUUUAUUGUUUAUUUAAUAUAUGACUUAAAUAUUUUUUAUUGCUGAUUUUAUUUUUAUGAUGUUAUAUUGACAGAUGUUGUACCCUGUGGGUACUGUGAAGAUAUCUAUUAAACCUUAUUUAUUACUGA